Nilaparvata lugens (brown planthopper) is the source of this 1582-nucleotide messenger RNA. RefSeq lists its product as uncharacterized. The transcript has 4 exons. The coding region runs from base 417 to 773 and encodes 118 amino acids. The record is from RefSeq and is a predicted model, not a curated record. NCBI's taxonomy places the organism in Eukaryota, Metazoa, Arthropoda, Insecta, Hemiptera, Delphacidae.
AUACACACACCAUUGAUUCAUCGUCAACAGCAUUAUUCUUGAGGCUACUGCAGAAGAUGGAAGAACUAGUUAAGAUCAAGGAGGAAGAAGAGGGUGAUAUUUAUGAUAGACUUUCAGCUUACUAUACCGGUACUAAUAGUUCAUUUAAUGAGAUGCAUCAUUCUAAACCAAAUUCUAAACAAGGACGACAAACAUAUUCUUGUGCUGUUCAGUGUAAUUUAGAUAGUGAAGACACUUCGCAAACAGAGACGGAAAGCGAAUUGAUUGAAGAAGAUGAAGUGCUUAAUAAUGAAGCUAAGAAGGAGAAUGCAGUAAAUAAACCCUUCACGAACACGUAAUGAAUCCUUCUAACAAAUACCGUACAUUUUGAAGAUCGUCAAUGGGAGUCACAGCGAGCAGAUGAGUGGAAAAGCCCAAUGCUGUUCCAACCAUAUUUAAUGUUCCCAACCAACCAAAACUGUUGGCGCCAAAACGACAAUCUCACUACAAGGUUAUGGAAACUAGUGGAAUUGUUGAAUCUUCGAAUAUUACAGGAAACUGGAAAAUCUGAUGUAGAGGAUGGAGUUGCACAUCUUCAUGAGGCUCAGGCUACAGAAGAACAGAAGAGAAUUCUUCAGCUCGAAAAUGAAGUCUCCUCACUGAAAGCACAGCUCAAGGAGAAAGAAUCGAUGAUGGAGGUAAUCCUGAAUAAAGAGCAGAUAUAUGCUUUGAAACGCACGCCAAACCAAGAAUCCAAGACGCCAAUUGCCAAGACUCCCUUGCAGAUGGUGUAAUUGAAACAGUUUUUCCCGAAAGUUCAAAUCUGGACAGUGAGGAUUUGAACAGUUUGAACAGAAAGAAUCGUUUGUUUUUUUUAUACGUGAGUUGUUUUUUAUACAGUAGAAUUUAUUAUAAUUGUAAAGGGGUUAUCCUUUCCUAAAAAUUUUCCUUGAAUUAGAUUUGAAAUUUCUUAUACUCAUUCAUAUUCCUAUAAGUAGUAGUUCUCAUAUUACAUCUUCUCGACUUCGGACUUUGCGGGAGUAUGUGGACUUCACCUCGAGGACUUCGGGACAUCGCGGGAUUUCAUGGACUCAAUGACUCAAGCACUCAAGGACUUCGUGGGAUUUCGCGGACUUCACGGGCUUCUUCGAGUUGACUUCAGCUUCAGCGCAAGGCGAGUUGUGAAUUGUCACUACACUCUACGAGAUCGAUUUUCCUGAAUAUCUGGAGGAUAUUAUGCAAGCAGAGACGUUUGGCUGUUAACACAAGCAGGGCCUGAAUUUUCAUCACGUAGUAUGCUGUACACUACUCAACAACGGAGAGGACAUCAGGCGCUAAUCAGAGCUUCCGUAUAACGAAGAACAAACUUUAUCUUUUGUGGAAAUCAUAACAGAUGAAUUUCGAUGCUGGGAGAUUUCAUUAUUUUGGUGGCUCGAUUGGAUGGCAAUUGGAUGAAUUAUUAAUAUCCAGUGACUACUCAACCACCGUAGCCUAUUACUGGUUGGACACACACAUGCUACUACAUGCGAGCUGAGCUGCGAGAUAUUUCUUCGACAGUUGAGAGACGGCUCGAUUUCAACCAGAAAUAUGGAUGCCUUACGAU